UCUCCUCCCUCAUCCCAUCUCGAAGUGUGAAAUGACUGUUAAACAGGAAGUGUCUGUUUUAGAUGACACCGGACAGCAGUUAUUUUUAUUAAUGUGUCAGUAUGGGGUCCGGUGCACUGGCUCUCAUCCUCUUGCUGAUGUCCUUCAUCCACGCUGGACUCACUCAAGAGAGACCAAAAGCUGUAUUGAAGGUGAGUCCAGAUGAGCGUGUGUUCAGAGGAGAGACAGUCACUCUCACAUGUGACAUACAGGGAGCAGGAGACAUUCAGUGGACAUACAGCUGGUUUAAAGAUGGAUACACUUUCUAUCCACACACAACAACAACAACAACAACAGCAGAGAUCAGAUUCACAGCUGAUUACAGUGCUGAAUACAGCUGUAGAGGAGAGAGAUCAGACUCACAGAGAUCAGACACCAGUGCUGCUGUUACACUGACUGUAUCAGAUUUACCCAGAUCAACACUGACUGUGACUCCAGACAGUCCUGUAUUCACUGGAGAGACAGUCAAUCUGACCUGUGUGAUUGAGUCUCACAGUGACUGGAGAUAUGAGUGGUAUAAAGACAGCACAGAAGUGUCUAAACAUCACACUGUAAACAGAGACACUCUCACUAUCAGAGGAGUAAUUACAUCUGAUCAGGGUUAUUACAGGUGUAGAGGACAGAGAGAUGAAAGAUCAGUCUCAUCACAGUUAAGCUCUUAUGUUUAUCUCUCUGUGAAGGAUUUACCCAGAUCUUCACUGACUGUGACUCCAGACAGUCCUGUAUUCACUGGAGAGACAGUCAAUCUGACGUGUGUGAUUGAGUCUGAUUACAGUAGCUGGAGAUAUGAGUGGACACCUGAGUGGAGAUAUGAGUGGUAUAAAGACAGUGUAAUGUUCCAGACGUCUGAUCGUUACACUGUAAACAGAGACACUCUCACUAUCAGAGGAGUAAUUACAUCUGAUCAGGAUCAGUACGCGUGUAGAGGACAGAUAAGAUCAGUCUCAUCACAAUCAAGCUCUGUUUUUACUCUCACUGUGAAAGGUGAGUUGAAUUUCACUGUCCUUCUGCACUACAUGUAUGAUCACACAUCCAAUCAAAAGACGUUCUCAUUAUCAGAUGUUACAUUCACAUUACUCAUAAAUAUGACUGUUCCAUUCAUUUGA
Messenger RNA from Cyprinus carpio (common carp), 1145 nucleotides. Its product is annotated as sialoadhesin-like. The transcript has 5 exons. Gene Ontology annotation, molecular function: transmembrane signaling receptor activity. Gene Ontology annotation, biological process: cell surface receptor signaling pathway. The record is from RefSeq and is a predicted model, not a curated record. Bases 102 to 1145 code for a protein of 347 amino acids. NCBI's taxonomy places the organism in Eukaryota, Metazoa, Chordata, Actinopteri, Cypriniformes, Cyprinidae.